AUGGAGAACCCUAAAGAAAAUAACAAGGUAGAGAACCAUCAUACGGUGAAUGCAAUUUUGAGUCCUACUUUUGUCUUUUCUGCUACAAAACUAGCAGACCAAUUCGGAUAUGCAGAAGGUAAUCCUACUCCAGAACAACAAAUAUUGGAUCCUAAAUUAAGAAGAAUAUUUUCUAACCGAUUUGCUGCCCAAAGAUCAAGGGAGAAGAAGAAAAAUCAUUUAGCCGAUUUGGAGAUUCAAAAGAAAACUUUUGAGAAUGAAAUAGCCCAAAAACAACAACUACAAGAUUUGUACGAAAAUAAGAGGCAGACUCAGAUAGUAGAAGAAGAAAUAAUGUACCAGGAAAUUGAUAUUCUUAAGAAUUAUUCAAUGUUCAAAGAUGGUGAAAUUGAGAAGGACAAAGGUGAAGUGAUUAGGGAGAGGGAACUCCAAGUGAUAGAGCAACAAGAGGAAUUGCAAGCACAGUUGGUUAACUUGAAUAUUGGUCCACAGGAGUGUCCAAUUAUCCAACCUCAAUUUAUUAUGCAAACUCAUAUCCAGUUGCAGCAAAUGAAGUGGAUCCACUUGAGUCAUACAUACCACCAGAGCCAAGGGAGAUGCGGUUUCCUGCUGUGCCAAAUUUGCAUGAUUUGAACUUGAGUCUACCCAACAACAUGGGAUCGGUGGAUCAGACAAAUCUUACAAGGGAAACCGCUCCGAAUCACAAACCUUAAUUAGGCGUCACUUUACUUUAGAUUUCCCAGUUUUAUGAUUGCUUAAUAUGACUUGAAAUUUGGAAGGUUGGUUUUUGUUUCUAGUGUGUUUCUAUAUAUAUAGUUGUUGUCUCUAGAAGUUGUAGUGGUUCACAGUAAGCAAUUAUGAAGAAUAGGAUUUCAAAUGUACUGCUUUUGUUUAUG
Messenger RNA from Glycine soja, 896 nucleotides. Its product is annotated as basic leucine zipper 6-like. The coding region runs from base 1 to 633 and encodes 210 amino acids. NCBI's taxonomy places the organism in Eukaryota, Viridiplantae, Streptophyta, Magnoliopsida, Fabales, Fabaceae. Gene Ontology annotation, cellular component: nucleus. The transcript has 5 exons. Gene Ontology annotation, biological process: positive regulation of DNA-templated transcription. The record is from RefSeq and is a predicted model, not a curated record. Gene Ontology annotation, molecular function: DNA binding; DNA-binding transcription factor activity.